AUGGCGGAGGAAACCCCAUCUGUGCUGCCGGGCCUUCCAGGCUUUGACCCGGACAACCUUCAGCCAUGGACUGUGCAAGUAAUAGCGUCCAUGACUGUCCUGGCAGUUGUGUGCGUCAUCCUGCGUAUCAUUAGUCGCCGGAUCAGAGAGCAGGCGUUAUGGUGGGAUGACCGCAUGAUUAUAUUUUCACUGGGCUGGUAUAUCGUUGUUGUGGGGUUCAUCUUUGCCAUGUACGACAAUGGCAUGGGCCUCCAUGCUGAUAAAGUUGAGCCUGCGAGGAUUGUCAUGAUGGCAAAAUGGCUAUUGGUGGCCGAAAUCCUCUACGCCUGGAACCUUGGCUGGACCAAGAUCAGUCUAUUGCUCAUGUAUUAUCGCAUUUUCCGUGUGCCCUACUUUAAGAAGAUGGCCUGGGCGGUCGGUGGUUUUGUCAUGGCUUGGGUCAUUUGCAUUACCUUCCUCUUCAUCUUCAUCUGUGUACCCGUUCAGAAGCUGUGGUACCCUGAUCUCCCUGGCCACUGCAUCAACCAAGUUGGCACUUGGAUCGCCAACGCCUCGUCGACCAUCUUUACCGAUCUCGCCAUCCUCAUUCUGCCCAUACCUCAGAUUUGGAAGCUUCAGUUGAGGACAACAGAGAAGAUGGGGCUGACCUUUGCCUUUGGCUUGGGGUUCUUCGUCGUCUUUGCCUCUGCUUACCGCACCUCGGUGCUUUUCACGUACACGAACAGCGAUCCUACCUACACUCUGGCGCCAACAGUCGGCUGGACAGUCAUUGAAGUUUCUGCCGGUAUCAUAUCCGCAUGCCUACCCACCCUACUACCGGUUCUUCGACUCUUUGCCAGGAGCAUCGGUAUCAAGCGCAACUUUCUGUCUCCGAACCGAGGAACCAGCGGUGCCAAGUCUUCCAACCUCAACAAGUCGAACCUGAGCGGCCCCAGCCAGAACAAGAGCACCAAUGGUCUCGCCGGAGAGUCGAAGCGCAGGACGAGUGGCAGUGCCUUUUAUCGCCUUGAAGACGAAACCGAGUCCGACGGCAGCUUCAACAACGCGUCUCAACAGGUUGUGAUGAACUCCUCGUUCAGACCUGACACAAAAGGGUAUAAAUACACUGUCAAAACCUCCCGGAUGGACGAACCUCCGGCUGACGAAACAAGGGACGACAUACCGUUACACGGAAUCCGGGUACAGACGGAGUUUCAGCAAUCCACCUCGCCGAGGUGA
This is a messenger RNA of Trichoderma virens Gv29-8, 1218 nucleotides long. RefSeq names its product putative PTH11-type G-protein coupled receptor protein. NCBI's taxonomy places the organism in Eukaryota, Fungi, Ascomycota, Sordariomycetes, Hypocreales, Hypocreaceae. The record is from RefSeq and is a predicted model, not a curated record. Bases 1 to 1218 code for a protein of 405 amino acids. The transcript has 3 exons.